AAUUCGUGGUCUACGGGUCUCAAAACACGCAAGACCCUGACCCUUGUCUGCAAGACUCUCCUCGGGCCCGCGUCUGAGGUACUAUACGAAGAUAUCGUACUUCGACGAAUGGGACAAAUAGUUGCUCUCGCUCGUACAUUGGAUCCAUGCUCUCUGGCUUCACGCACGCACCGAUCUCUGUCUGGAGAUCCUGCUAGGCUUGUGAAGUGGCUGCGAUUGGACUCGUGCGUAGUCUGGACUCCUUGCGCUGAUGUCAUCCAAGAAGCCUUUUGUCUUAUCCUCACCCGUUGCACAUCCUUGCGUGCUCUCUCCUUCCAUCCGCACCCAGAAUUCCCGCUAGGCAAUCCCAAGGCUACAAACGCAGCACUAGAUCCAGUCCUCGAUGCAUUCAAUCCGAAAUGGUUCCUCCCUACUUACCCCGACGUAGGCCCAGCGAACGCGGCAAUCCGCCAUCACCUCGCUUCCCGCCUUCAAACGCUCGACCUUUCCCUCAGCCUUGACGGGCCCCACCUCGUCUCUCUCCACACACUCCUCUCGUCCGCGCCGCACAUAGUCUCUUUGCACCUCGAAACACCCUCCACCUCCUCACAUGUGCCUGCCGCGCUCGACCUCCCCGACGCGACCCUCGGAGCCCUCGAGCCCAUCACGCUCCCCGCGCUGGAAACCCUCCAUCUCCGCGCCACGCACCCUCUCCUCCUCCACUUCGUCGUCGACACGCUCAUCCUUCCCCGCCUCCGCGUCCUCGCCGCGCACCAGUGCCCCGCAUCCCCCCACGCGCUCCUCGCCGCGCAC
Molecule: messenger RNA, 792 nt
Organism: Epithele typhae
Lineage: Eukaryota; Fungi; Basidiomycota; Agaricomycetes; Polyporales; Epitheliaceae
Exons: 1
Source: RefSeq, a predicted model, not a curated record